AUUGGAAGUCCGGUAGGAACGUAAAAGUAUCACCCAACAGCAAGGAUAUUAAAAUUAUUAGAGAAAGAAAAAAGAAGAAAAUCAUAGCUAACCUGAAGGAUUCCCGCUAUGAAAUAGUGAACCAGUGUGUUAAGGAGGCAGGAUUUACGGUAGUUGAAACCGACGAUUUCAAAGACGCGUAAUGAACACAUUAAAUGUAACAUGCAGUUAAGGUAUUUAAUAUGGAGCGACAUCUCUUUACCUUUGGAACAAAUUAUGAAAUUAAAGCCAUACCAACGUGUCAACCACUUUCCUGGUAUGAUCGAAAUAUGUCGCAAGGAUUACCUUACCAAAAAUUUCUCAAGAAUGCAAAAAGUUGAACCAGAUGAAUAUAAUUUUAUGCCAAAUACAUGGAUUCUACCACAAGAAUAUGGAUAUUUUUCAAAUUAUAUAAGAAAUUUAUAUCGACAAGGUUGUAAUGCAUGUUUUAUACAAAAACCAGCUAAUGGAGCUAUGGGACAAGGAAUUCGUUUAUAUUGUAAUCUAAAUAAACUCUCCGGAAAUAUUAUCAAUAAUCAUAGUCAUAAUAUUAAUAAUCUUAAUAACAAUAAUAAUAAUAACACUAAUUGUUUAAUUAGUGUUAUUCAAGAAUAUAUUGAACGUCCAUUAUUAAUUGAUGGUUAUAAAUUUGAUUUACGUGUUUAUGUACUUGUUACAUCAUGUGAUCCAUUGAGAAUUUUCAUUUAUAAUGAUGGAUUAGUACGUUUAAGUGCUGAAAAAUAUAUUUAUCCAUAUGAACCGAAUGGAGAUUCCAUCUAUCGACAAUUGACUAAUUAUGCUGUCAAUCGACAUCAUAGUCAAUAUCAUCGUACCACAGAUGAUUUAUCUGGUAGUAAACGUUCAUUCAACUUUUUCAAUCAUUAUUUAUAUAAUGUAAAAAAAACUAAUCCAAUGUUAAUAUGGGAUAAAAUUUAUGAUUUAAUUAUUAAAACAUUAAUUAUAGCAUUACCACAUUUAGUACAUUUUUAUCGGAUUGUACAACAUAAAUCUAAUCAAAAUACUACCAAUACUACUACUAAUACUACUUAUACUACUGAUAACAAUAAUAAUAAUAAUGACAAAUACACUUUUAAACAAUUUCCUACAAUCAAUAAAAUCAGACAACCAAUCAGAAUCUCAUCAUCAUCACCAUCAUCACCACCACACACUGCAGCAGGAACAACACCUGCAACAACAACACCUGCAACAACAACAACACCUGCAGCAUCAACACCUGCAGCCACAACCAACAGCACAUCGAAAAUCUAUUCUCAACCAAUGAUGAUGAUGACAUUAUUUCAAUCGAAUUUAUUUGAAAUUCUUGGUUUUGAUAUAUUAAUUGACAAUCAAUUAAAUCCUUGGUUAAUUGAAGUGAAUCGUUCACCAAGUUAUAAUAUUGAUCAAAAAUUAGAUAAACAGAUAAAGUAUAAUUUGUUAAUGGAUACAAUACGUUUAUUAAAUAUUAAACCAUCAGAUAAAUCUUCUGUAGAGAAACAACAAAAAUUACUUACUAGAAAACGUUUAUACAGUAGUCAAUCGGUACAAACACAAAAUUGGAUGUAUUCAUCAUUAUCCUCAUCGCCAUCAUCAUCGUCAAAACACAAGAAUCGUAUCAAUCGUAAUCGUAAUCGUAAUAAUAAUAAUAACAGUAAUAAUAAUAAUAAUAACAGUAAUAAUAUUUAUAAAUAUUUUCGUCGUAAUAAUAAUAAUAAUAAUAAUCACAAUAAUAAUAAUAAUGUUCAGUCAACACGAAAUUGUCAAUCAUCUUUAUCAAACUAUACCAACUGUGAUUAUAUGAAAUUGUUACUUAAUAAAAAUAAUAAUAAUAAUAAUAAUAAUGCUUAUGCAAAAUCAGAGAGUAGAAAAUUCAAUUGGAAAAUUAAUUGUUUAAAACAACAAUUAUAUGCAAUACGUCAACAAUUAUCAAUUGAUUUUUAUGAACAUCAAAAUAGUGGUAAUUGGUAUCGUAUAUUUCCAAAUGAAAAUAUUAUAUUACAAAAAAAAUAUACAUCAUUAAUCUUGACAAGUUUUCAACAAUUUUUUUAUACAAAUCAAAAUAAUUCAUAUAUAAUGAAUGAAAUGAAAACAACUUAUUUAAAUCCAAUUACUGAAGAUGAUAUUUACAAUGAAUUAUCAAAAUUAAUUAAACAAGAAUUAAAAAUGAAACCUGGAAUUAAUGCUGAAAAGUAUUUAGCUGAAUUAUGGUCACAUUGUAUAGAUAAUCAUGAUAUAAGUGAUGCUAAUGAAUUUGAUGAUGCUGAAGAUGAUGACGAUGAUGGCGGCACCAACGACGACAACGACUACAAUCACAACAACAAUGAACAACAUGAUAAUCUAUCUGGUAUACUAAAACAACAUAAUGAAAAUAUUCAUUUACGUAAUAAUCAUUUUAUUAAAUCGUCAAAUAAUAGAAAAUUGAAAACUAUGUCCACAAUAACAACCAAAUCAUCAUUGAAUCAUAUAAAUUUGAAAAAAUCUCAUUAUUCAGCUCCAGUAUCUCCAUGUCCAAAUCAAAUGUCAAACAAUAAGUCAUGCAGAUCAUCAUUGAAUAUUGAACGUCAUUUGAAACAUGCAAACAAACGUAUACAAACUACUGGUUAUAGCAAUAAUUCUAUUCAUUACUAUGAUGAUGUCCAGCGUGUUGGUCACGUCGACAAUCAUGGCGAUGAUGCUGAUGAUCAAUGUGCAAUAGGUCAUGGGAAUUCAACAAAUCUCUGUUUACCAUACAAUAAUACUAUUCGAUCAAGAUUUGACAAGAAGAAAGUCAAUAAUAAUAGUAAUAAUAAUACCAAAACUAUAGUAAGAAAAUACUUUGAAUAAGCGAAAACAAACUUAAUUAAUUAAUUAAUUCACUCGAUUUGAUGUCCCCCCGCUUUCCGCGGCCCACAUCCUACACAUUCACUCACAUACAAGUAUGAAUUGUUUUCAUGAUUGACUAAAAAAAACACGAUUGUAAUAG
Schistosoma turkestanicum is the source of this 2977-nucleotide messenger RNA. Lineage: Eukaryota; Metazoa; Platyhelminthes; Trematoda; Strigeidida; Schistosomatidae. The record is from the annotation of a GenBank genome assembly.